AUGAAAGGCGUGGCCGUAGUAAACCUGCCAUUGAGGGACAUGCGCUGCCCUCCCAUUCAGCUCUGCUACCUCCUCUUUUCACCUAAUCGUAAACAAACUAAACCGGAUUGUAUGAAAUGCGUCGUAGAGCAGGAAGUCGAACGACAAGGCUCUCCUAUUAGGCGGAGAACCGCAGUCAACUCGUUCGGUCUUCGUCGUACUUUUUCGCGCGAAACAGUUCUUUUAAGAUUGUCGCAACUUGGUAGUCUGAAAAAUUCAUUCAUCAUGCUCUUAUAA
Nezara viridula (southern green stink bug) is the source of this 276-nucleotide messenger RNA. The record is from the annotation of a GenBank genome assembly. Lineage: Eukaryota; Metazoa; Arthropoda; Insecta; Hemiptera; Pentatomidae.